Molecule: messenger RNA, 216 nt
Organism: Daldinia caldariorum
Lineage: Eukaryota; Fungi; Ascomycota; Sordariomycetes; Xylariales; Hypoxylaceae
Product: glucose-repressible gene protein
Exons: 2
Coding region: 1-216 (71 amino acids)
Source: RefSeq, a predicted model, not a curated record
AUGGACAAGAUUUCGAACGCCGCCAACUACGUCUCCGACACCGUUAAGGGCGCCACCAGCACUGCCUCCAAGGAGGGCAACAAGGAGGUCGCUAAGGACAACAACGCGAACCUCAGCACUCGCGCCACUGCUGCAAAAGAUGCGCUAGGCGACAAGGUUGACGAGAAGAAGCACAACACUUCUGCCGAUGUCAACAAGGAGUCUGUCAAGCACUAA